CAGAGCGAGCAUUAGAGGGCUUUCCUAAACCAUCCAAGUCGGUUGAAAUUGAACUGCAUGCGGAAGAAAUCAGAUAGCUAUUAGGAAGUUUAGAUAUAAAACCAACAGUAAGAAAGCAUUUUCUCUUGGCUGACCGAUUAGCUGUGCUUAAGGCAACAUGACUCCUGUACUGAAUACCUUGUUGUUUUCAGUGCUUCUGCUUCUGACCCACAGAAUUCAGGAGCUGGUGGAGGCGUGCAGCUGUGCCCCCGCUCAUCCGCAGCAGCUCAUCUGCGACUCGGCUUUAGUGAUUCGAGCAAAAAUAUCCAGUGAAAAGGUGGUUCCUGCCAGUGAUGAUCCUCUUGAUACCCACAAAAUGAUCCGGUAUGAAAUCAAACAAAUAAAGAUGUUUAAAGGUUUUGAAAAGCUCAAGGAUGUCCAGUAUGUCUAUACCCCUUUUGAUUCAUCACUCUGUGGAGUAAAACUAGAAGCUAACAACAAAAAACAGUAUCUUUUGACAGGCCAAAUUUUAAGUGAUGGUAAAGUCCUCAUCCAUUUAUGCAACUACAUUGAGCCAUGGGAUGAUUUAUCCUUGUCUCAAAAGAAGAGUCUUAAUCAGAGAUACCAAAUGGGCUGUGGCUGCAAAAUUACUACCUGCUACAUGGUGCCCUGUUCAAUCACGACACCAAAUGAGUGCCUCUGGACGGACUGGCUCAUAGAAAGAAAGCUAUACGGGCACCAAGCCAAGCACUAUGCCUGUAUCAAGAGAAGUGAUGGCACUUGCAGCUGGUACCGAGGUGGUCCUCCCCCAGAGAAAGAGUUUAUUGAUAUCAGCGAACCUUAAAAUGAUCACAUCCUAAAAAGCCUUGGAGUCUAAUUCCAUCAAACAUUGCACGCUCACAGCUUUGAACUGCCAUCGUCUAAUGUAUCUGUUGCUUAGAAACAAAAACAAAUUGUCCUGUACAGCUAAAGUACAAGUCUGUGGAAUUGGCACUCUCGCACGAUGAGGAACAAAUCUCCUGGAGGUAGCUACUCUGUAAAGUUAUGCUUUGCACAGAGAGGCUCAAGCCGAGAAUGCUCCUCUAUGUCCUCUAAGGCAUAGCAAGUUUCCCUUUUACCAAUAUGAAUGUACAAGAACAAAAGAAUUGCCAGAUUUUUUUUCCCCCUAUUUCUGUUAACCUACAGAUUAAGAGAGCCCCAUGUUUUAUUCCAAAUCUUUUUGAUGAACUACGGAAUGUUUUAUAGAACUAUUUUUUUCUGUAUGAAAGUCUUCUGAUACAAAAGAAUUAUUGUACAGUGUAUAUGUAAAGUAUUGUAACAAUGUGCUAUAAAAAAUUCAAAAAUCCCUGUAUUUCCUUACCUGUUGAAACAAGUUGAACACUUCUGUGAUUAAAACAAUCUG
Molecule: messenger RNA, 1381 nt
Organism: Haliaeetus leucocephalus (bald eagle)
Lineage: Eukaryota; Metazoa; Chordata; Aves; Accipitriformes; Accipitridae
Gene: TIMP4
Product: TIMP metallopeptidase inhibitor 4
Exons: 5
Coding region: 158-823 (221 amino acids)
Biological process (GO): negative regulation of endopeptidase activity; negative regulation of membrane protein ectodomain proteolysis
Cellular component (GO): extracellular matrix
Molecular function (GO): metalloendopeptidase inhibitor activity; protease binding
Source: RefSeq, a predicted model, not a curated record